Molecule: messenger RNA, 1770 nt
Organism: Argentina anserina (silverweed cinquefoil)
Lineage: Eukaryota; Viridiplantae; Streptophyta; Magnoliopsida; Rosales; Rosaceae
Product: wax ester synthase/diacylglycerol acyltransferase 5-like
Exons: 6
Coding region: 173-1588 (471 amino acids)
Biological process (GO): triglyceride biosynthetic process
Cellular component (GO): plasma membrane
Molecular function (GO): diacylglycerol O-acyltransferase activity
Source: RefSeq, a predicted model, not a curated record
GCAAUUUAUGUGAGACCAAACCUCCUUCCCAUCUCAAUCACAGCGAACUCAUUCGCGACACUUAAUUUAUUCAAAUAAUUGUGGCCAGCCAUGCUCAUAUUAAUCAAAACCAGAACCUUCGUAUUUCUCCAUCGCUUUCUUCCAUCUCUUGCCCUUUUUUGCCGCAACAUUAAUGGGUUCGUCGGCACCAGCACCCGACUCCGACGAGCCCGUAACUCCGGCCGGACGUCUCUUCCUGCAACCUCAAAUGAACCAAAUAAUCUACUGCGUCAUUGGCUUCAAGAACCCUAUUGACAUCGACUCCAUCAAAUCCCAAGUCAAAUCAUCCCUCAUGCUAACUCACCCGAGAUUCUCCAGCCUCAUGGUGCGUGACUCCCACGGCCGUGAACGCUGGCAUAAAACCACCGGCGUCGACGUUGACCGUCACGUCAUCAUUCUCCACGACCCCGUCUCCGAUGUUGGCGUUGACGACGAGACCGCCGUCAACAACUACCUGGCCGACCUCUCCACCGGCCCGGGGCUCCCAACAGACAAACCCAUGUGGGAAGUUCAUCUGCUGAUCGCUCACAAAGUUAUGGUUUUCCGAAUCCAUCAUGCUUUGGGAGAUGGGAUAUCGCUCAUGUCCAUGUUUCUGGCGAGUUGCCGGAGAGCCGACGACGAGGGGAAGCUGCCGACUUUGGCGUCGGGGAAGAGUAAACUCAGUAAAGGUGCGAAUAGGAAUAAGAGCUUUUGGGGUUUGGUGUGGGGAGUUUUGGUGAUGGUGUGGUUUAGUUUGGUGUUCGUGGUUGAGUUUGUGUUGAGGAGUUUGUGGGUUUGUGAUCGGAAAACUGAGAUUUGUGGGGGUGAUGGGGUUGAGCUCUGGCCUAGGAAACUGGCUACUGCGAAGUUUGGGCUUCAAGACAUGAAGCUUGUUAAAAAAGCUGUUCCUCAUGCGACUAUCAAUGACGUACUUUUUGGGGUAAUUUCAUCAGGGAUAUCAAGAUACUUGGAUCACAGAAAACCAAAUGCUUUGCCUGAGGGUGUUCAAAUAACAGGAGUAGCCAUGGUUAAUCUUAGAAAGCAGCCUGGAUUACAGGAACUGUCUGACUUGAUGAGAAGCAAUUCAGGAUCAAGCUGGGGUAACAAGUUCGGCAUGCUUCUCUUGCCUAUAUAUUAUCAUAAUUCUAAGAGCAAUGCCGACCCUUUAGCCUAUCUUAAGAGAUCGAAGGUGAUGAUCGACAAGAAGAAGCAAUCUGUAGAGGGUCAUUUCUCAUAUAAAAUUGGUUUGUUUGUAAUGACUUACUUGGGACCGAAGGUUGCUACCUUGCUCAACUACCGGAUUCUCUGCAAUACUAGCUUUACUAUCUCAAAUAUACUCGGACCGCAAGAAGAAAUUACACUUGGAGGCAACCCUAUAACUUUUCUAAGAGCCAGUUCAUCAAGUUUGCCUCAUGCACUCACACUGCACAUGGUGAGCUAUGCUGAAAGGGCAGACAUGCAAAUAUUGGUGGCCAAAGAUAUCAUCCCUGACCCGGCGUUUCUCGCCAAGUGCUUCGAAGAGGCCUUACUUGAUAUGAAGGAAGCAGCUGCAGCCAUCACAAAGAGCUAGAAGGAUCUCUGAAGAAUUUAUUGGACUAUUGAUGGAAGAUUACUCAUAGAUUAAAUUCCCUAGUAGAGUUUGUACAAUAACAUUGAUUGUAUUGGGAAGAUCAACCUACAUUUAGGAAGGGCUAAUUCCAGAUAGGUAUGUACAAUCAGAUAUAAUCAGAUAUAAUAGAUGAGAUUUUCAUA